CUGGCAUUCAGUUGGUUUUGUUAGCUCGACACGAGCCGGUCGAAGGAAUAUUAAAGAAAUAAAAGUGCCGGCAACUCACACAACCCAGCAACAGUAGCAGCAGCAGCAUUUUUGUACGUCACAUUAUAUCGCCGAGUUUCGUUUUUCCCACAGACACGCACGUGGAGGAGUGCUUACACAAAAAGUUUAAAGCCAAAACUCGACCAUGGGAGACGCUACUGCCUUUUCGUCCAUGGACGAGUUUUGCGGCUCCACAUUCUGGGAUGCAAAUGAGACGUGGUGGACAACCGAUCCAGAUUUUACACCCUGUUUCGAGCAAACAGUUCUAGUUUGGGCACCCUGUGCCUUCUUUUGGCUAUUUAUGCUAUUCGACUUUUGGUAUUUGAAGGCCAGCUUGGAUAAGAACAUACCAUGGAACAGAUUGAACAUAAGCAAACUGCUCAUAAAUGUGGGUCUCCUGGUGGUCACCGCCUUGGAUCUGAUCAUGUCGUUUGUCAAGAAGGGCGGCGACUCUGAACUGCCGCUCUACGGCGUGGACAUUUGGACGCCCAUCAUAAAAUUGCUCACCUUCCUGAUGGUACUGAUGUUCAUACCGCUGAAUCGCAAGUAUGGCGUUCAGACAUCUGGUUGCCAGUUCAUGUUCUGGUUUCUAUUGACUAUAUUCUCCAUACCACGCUGUCGGACCGAGGCGCGCUUGCAUCAGGAGCGCGGUCAGAUUAUUGGCUCGCAACAGGCGGAGCCGCACGAUUUCACCUGGGAGACAUAUCAGUUUGCCAGCUUCUUUAUAUUCUUUGCCUUUACCUGCCUGAUGCUGAUCCUCAACUGUUUUGCUGACCAGCUGCCCAGGCAGACCAAAUACUAUCGCGGACCCAAAGAGAUACCCGAGCUGUCGGCCAGUUUUCUGUCGCGCAUCACGUACAGUUGGUUCGAUCGGAUGGCCUUGAAGGGCUAUCGCAAUCCGCUGGAGGAGAAGGAUCUGUGGGAUUUACGGCCGCAGGAUAGCUGCAAGGAGGUGAUGCCCACCUUUGCGCAUUAUUGGAACAAGAAUGUGCGCAAGAACUAUAAACGCGCGAGCGGCGGUCAGGAGCCGAAGGCACAGUUCAGCAAUGGCAAGGUCUCGUUUGAGAAUCCUCAGAGCAAUGGCCGCAAGAAGGGCAUGGCCAGUAUUAUGCCGCCCAUUUACAGAUCGUUUGGUGGAAUUUUCCUAUUCGGCUCAUUCUUCAAACUGAUCACCGAUAUUCUGACCUUUGCCCAGCCGCAAGUGCUCAGCCUGAUCAUUGGCUAUGUGGAGGACUUUGCCAAGGUGCCGCAGCCGGAAUGGAAGGGCAUCAUGUAUUCGAUACUAUUGUUUGUGCUGGCCAGCGCACAGACCUUCAUACUCGCUCAAUAUUUCCAUCGCAUGUUCAUUGUGGGCCUGCGCAUCCGGACAGCGCUGAUCAACUGCAUCUAUCGCAAGGCGUUGCGCAUUUCAAAUGCCGCCCGCAAGGCGUCCACAGUCGGUGAAAUUGUCAAUCUGAUGGCCGUGGAUGCGCAACGUUUCAUGGACCUGACCACCUAUCUGAACAUGUUGUGGUCCGCACCGCUGCAAAUCGCGCUGGCCCUCUACUUCCUCUGGCAGCAGUUGGGUCCCUCCGUGCUGGCCGGUCUCGCCGUGAUGAUCAUCAUGAUACCGCUUAAUGGCUUCAUUGCCAGCCGCAUCAAGACCUAUCAGAUACGCCAAAUGAAGUACAAGGACGAACGUGUCAAGCUCAUGAAUGAAGUUCUCAGUGGCAUUAAGGUGCUUAAAUUGUACGCGUGGGAGCCCAGUUUCGAGAAGCAGGUGCUGGAUAUACGUGACAAGGAAAUAGCCACACUGCGCGCGACCGCCUACUUGAAUGCCAGCACAUCCUUCCUCUGGUCCUGUGCGCCGUUUUUGGUAUCAUUAGUCACAUUUGCCACAUAUGUUCUAAUCGAUGAAAACAAUGUGCUCGAUGCGAAAAAAACCUUUGUCUCAUUAUCAUUAUUCAACAUACUUCGCUUUCCGUUAACCAUGUUGCCCAUGCUGAUCACCAACUUGGUGCAAACGCAAGUUUCUGUCCAACGCAUAAACAAAUUCCUGAACAGUGAAGAGCUGGACCCCAACAAUGUGCAGCAUGAUGCCUCGAAACCACAUCCCAUGAGCAUUGAGAAUGGCCACUUCUCGUGGGGCGAUGAGGACGAGAUGACGCUCAAGAAUAUAAACAUGCAGGUGCCGAAAAAUAAUCUGGUUGCCAUUGUUGGCACCGUCGGUUCCGGUAAGUCCUCGGUGAUCCAAGCACUCCUUGGUGAAAUGGAGAAAAUCUCCGGCACGGUCAACACGGUCGGCAAAAUGGCGUAUGUGCCACAACAGGCGUGGAUCCAGAACGCGACCGUGCGAGACAAUAUAUUGUUCGGCAAGCCGUACGAUCGCAAGCGUUACAAUAAGGUGAUCGACGCCUGCGCCUUGCGCACCGACAUCGAGAUACUCUCUGCCGGCGAUCUGACCGAAGUCGGCGAGAAGGGCAUCAAUUUGUCCGGCGGCCAAAAGCAGCGCAUCUCGUUGGCGCGCGCGGUUUAUCACAAUGCGGACCUGUACCUGCUGGACGAUCCGCUGAGCGCGGUCGACUCGCAUGUGGGCAAACACAUCUUCGAGGAGGUGAUCGGACCGAAGGGCAUGCUGGCCAAAAAGACACGUGUCCUGGUCACCCACGGCAUCACGUUCCUGCCCCAGACCGAUAAGAUUUAUGUGAUGAAAAUGGGCGAGAUUAGCGAAAAUGGCACGUACGCUGAGCUGCUGAAGAACAGGGGCGCCUUUGCCGACUUCCUGAUGCAGCAUCUGCAGGAGGGCGAGGAGGAGGAAGAGGAACUAAAUCAAAUCAAACGCCAGCUAUCGCAAACCGAUCCCGCUCUGGUAGCGCCCUUCGAGAAAGCCAUUCUCCUGGCGCGCACCGAAAGCCUUUCGGACUCAAUCUCUGUCACCUCCGCCGACAGCUUAAUGGGCGGCAGUUUGCGUCGCCGCGGCAAGCGUCAGGAUUCGUACGAUUCGAAUGCAUCGGCCGCCUCGUUGAAAAAGAAACAAGAGGUCGAAGGCAAACUGAUCGAGACGGAAAAAUCACAAACGGGCGGCGUUGACUUUGCCGUGUACAAGCAUUAUAUCAAGAGCGUUGGCAUAUUCUUAUCGGUCGCCACCCUGGUGCUGAAUUUUGUGUUCCAAGCCUUCCAAAUCGGUUCCAAUCUGUGGCUCACCCAAUGGUCUAAUGACAAGGCCGUGGAGCACGAUACGGGCCUGAGGAACAUGUACUUGGGUGUCUACGGCGCUUUCGGUUUCGGUCAAGGUGUGUUUGCCUACAUUGCGGUCGUGAUUGUCUACUGCGGCGGUCUGAAGGCCGCAAAAACAUUGCACAACCAGCUGCUCAACCAGGUGAUGCGCGGCUCGAUUUGUCGCUUUUUCGAUAUAACGCCCCUCGGGCGCAUCUUGAACAGUUUCAGCGCCGAUAUGGAUGUUAUCGACGAGGAACUGCCCGCCACCAUGGAUUCCUUCAUGACCUUUAUAUUUAUGGUUCUGGCCACAAUUGUGGUUAUUAGCAUAUCGACGCCAAUUUUCCUGGCCGUCAUCGUGCCCAUUGGGUUCAUCUACUAUUUCGCGCAACGCUUCUACGUGGCCACCUCCCGCCAGCUGAUGCGCUUGGAGUCCGUUUCCCGAUCGCCAAUCUAUUCGCAUUUCGGCGAAACCGUGACGGGAGUUUCUACAAUACGCGCCUACACGGUCCAGGAUCGCUUCAUCGAGGAAUCGGACAACAAGGUGGACAAGAAUCAGGUGUGCAAGUAUCCGUCUCUGAUUGCGAAUCGUUGGCUCGCCGUGCGCUUGGAGAUGGUCGGAAAUCUGAUCAUUCUGUUCGCCUCGCUCUUUGCGGUGCUGGGCGGUCAAACGAAUCCCGGCCUGGUGGGUCUGUCGGUCAGCUAUGCGCUGCAGGUAACCCAAACGCUCAACUGGCUGGUGCGCAUGUCCUCGGACAUUGAGACGAACAUUGUGUCCGUGGAGCGCAUCAAGGAGUAUGGCGAAACGAAGCAGGAGGCUGCCUGGGAGCUGGAGGAAGAUAAAAAGAAGCCCAAAAACUGGCCCGAAGAUGGACGUGUCGAAUUCAAAGAUUUCCAAGUGCGCUACCGCGAGGGUCUCGAGCUGGUGCUGCGUGGCGUUAGCUUCAACAUCAGCGGCGGCCAAAAGGUGGGCAUUGUGGGACGCACUGGUGCCGGAAAAUCCAGUUUGACUCUGGCUUUGUUCAGAAUCAUCGAGUCUGCUGGCGGCAAAAUUCUGAUUGAUGGCAUUGACAUUGCCACCAUGGGUCUGCAUAUGCUGCGCUCGCGUCUGACGAUCAUACCCCAAGAUCCCGUGCUGUUCUCCGGCUCGCUGCGUUCUAAUCUCGAUCCGUUUGAGGUUAAGACCGACGAUGAAAUCUGGAAGGCGUUGGAACUGUCGCAUCUAAAGGCAUUCGCCAAGAGUUUGACAGCCGGCUUGAAUCACGAAAUCUCCGAAGGUGGCGAAAAUCUGUCCGUGGGCCAGCGUCAAUUGGUUUGUCUGGCGCGUGCACUGCUGCGCAAGACCAAGGUUCUGGUGCUGGACGAGGCCACAGCAGCUGUGGAUCUGGAAACGGAUGACCUUAUACAGAAAACCAUACGCAGUGAGUUCAGAGAGUGUACCGUGCUGACCAUAGCCCAUCGUUUGAAUACCAUCUUGGACUCGGAUAAGGUCAUUGUGCUGGAUAAGGGUCAGAUAACAGAGUUUGACGCGCCGAGUGCACUGCUGGCCGAUCCAAAGUCCGCCUUCUUCAGCAUGGCCAAGGAUGCCAAUCUUGUUUAGUAUUUUAGCAUAAACAUGGACGAAACUCAUAAAAAAAAGUGUGGCCAAAAAACAACAAAACAAAAUGAACUAGAACUAGUUAGGCCGCAAUUGAACGCUAGCUUUUAAUCAAUUUAGCAACACUGGAAAAUAUUUAAAAGAAAUAACGUUAAAGUGCUCUACCUCAGCGGAAGCAACAACUACAAAAACAACUACAACAACUAUGGCAACAACAAUAGCAACAACAAUAACAACAACAACAACAAUUUGUGUGUGCGUGCAAUUAGUAAAUACCAUUAAAAUGUUCAUUAGCUUAAGUCAAAAAGUUGAAUAAUGCGCUCGCAGGUCUCUUUUGGUACAUUUCAUCUAAAAUGUACUUUUAUAUGUAUAUAUAUAUAUAUAUAUACAUAUAUUUAUAUAUAUGUACGUAUGUGUAUGUACUUACCUAGGUUCGUUUUAUGUGUAUGUUUGUAUAUAUGUGCAUGGCCAUAUAUAGUUAGUGUAUACUCUACACAUAUAUGGAUUCGCAUGCCCUGUUUAUUUUUCUAUGCCAGUUUACAUGUUAAAAAAAAAAUAAUAACCGAAAAGCGUCCGACUUAAUCACGCAAACGUACUUAAAAUAUGAAUGAAAGAAAACAAAACCUCUUAAGAAUUUGCCUUCAAAUGAUUAAAUCAGUAAGCUAUUAAAUGCCCAGUAGUUAAUUAGAUUUUGCAACAUUUUUUGUAAAAUGUGUACUUAACGAAACAGUUGAAAUUGUAUUCAUAAGAACAAAUAAAACCCAUCUAUAACUAAUGUGAAUUUAAA
Molecule: messenger RNA, 5639 nt
Organism: Drosophila virilis
Lineage: Eukaryota; Metazoa; Arthropoda; Insecta; Diptera; Drosophilidae
Gene: MRP
Product: Multidrug-Resistance like Protein 1
Biological process (GO): transmembrane transport
Cellular component (GO): membrane
Molecular function (GO): ABC-type transporter activity; ATP hydrolysis activity; ATP binding
Source: RefSeq, a predicted model, not a curated record